Fusarium tjaetaba is the source of this 1494-nucleotide messenger RNA. RefSeq names its product IZH3. The transcript has a single exon. Bases 1 to 1494 code for a protein of 497 amino acids. Gene Ontology annotation, molecular function: signaling receptor activity. Gene Ontology annotation, cellular component: membrane. The record is from RefSeq and is a predicted model, not a curated record. Lineage: Eukaryota; Fungi; Ascomycota; Sordariomycetes; Hypocreales; Nectriaceae.
AUGUCGGACGUUACCACCGCUAUCACAACAGCCUGUGCCUAUAAGGCUCGGGAAGGGGAGAGUAUAGCAAGUACAUCCGGAUCCGACAUACGACCUGACGUUGAACCCCGAAGACGGCGACACUCCUUCUUCAUUCCCAGGAGACGAUCCAUUGUUGGCCAUAUCAUGGAUGGCGAAGAGGGUCUUCUUCUCAAAGUCGACCUUUUCCUCUCGGAACUCGAACGUCGGCUCGACUUCAUUGAGAACUAUGUUGACUUGAGCAAGGACUCCAGCAUCUCUCGUACCUUCUCUACGCUUCAGGCUGUUCGUUCGAGAUGUUCCCACGCUUCAGAGGAAGUUCUUGGUGCAGGACGACGCCGUUUACAUAUUAUGGUCGAUACUCUAGAGGCAAGAUACAAGGAGACCUUAGAGGCCGCCGAGUCGCUGAAUGAAAAGGCUCACGUUGGAGUCGAUUUGCUCGAAAAUAUGCUAUCUGAUUUUGAAACUAGAGCCUACAAAUUGCGUGAGCAGGGCUUCGCAAACGCCGCCAACGCUGCCGAGGCUUUCAUGGACGAGGGGCGCCGAGUUGCCAACGAAGGAAUCGAGCGUGCCAUCCAAGCCGCCCUUUCACUGGAGGAGCACAUUCAACAAGCUAUCGUUCUGGCCAAGGAAGGGCGCCUCCUCUCCUACGAUGACCUCCCCUCGCCUUGGCGAAACAACCCUCACAUCCACAAGGGUUACCGUUUCACUGAAUCCAAACUCGAAUGCGUACGCUCAGCCUUCAAUCUUUCCAAUGAGCUAGUCAACAUCUGGUCCCAUGCACUGGGUCUCAUUUUGGUCCUCGCGAUCGCGCUCUAUUUCUACCCAAAUACUGCCAACUUUACACUCAGCACGAAGUCCGAUGUAUUUGUCGCGGGCGUCUUUUUUGUUAUGGCUUGCCUCACUUUGGUUUGCUCAACGGUUUGGCACACCAUGAAUGCUGUUGCAGAUGUCGAUGCCAUUUCAAUAUUUGCCUGCGUGGACUAUACUGGGAUUUCUCUGUUGAUCGCUGCCUCAAUCAUGACGACUGAAUAUACAGCCUUCUACUGCGACCCUGUCAGCCGAUACAUCUACAUGGGUUUAACAGCUUUUCUCGGAAUUGGCGGCGUCAUUCUUCCGUGGCAUCCUCGCUUUAAUGGUGCUGACAUGGCAUGGGCGCGAGUCGCUUUUUUUGUUGGCCUUGCCUUGACCGGGUUUAUGCCUAUGGUUCAGCUUGGCUGGACUCACGGACUCGACUUUGUGUACAACUUCUACUCGCCAAUCUCCAAGUCGAUGCUCGUGUACUUUACGGGUGCCGUUGUCUACGCCAGUAAGAUACCCGAAAGGUGGUUUCCUGGUUGCUUUGACUAUGUUGGUGGAAGCCAUAACCUCUGGCAUGCCGCAGUUCUCGGAGGUAUCCUCUUCCACUACUCGGCCAUGCAGACCUUCUUUGCCAACGCCUUCCACCGAGCGGAAGCUGGCUGCCCUUCAUAUUAG